UGUUGUUGGGGGUUUUUUUUGGGGGGGGGGUGUCUUUUGUUGCAUCAGUGUUUAGAAAGAUGUUUCCAUCACGAUGGGAUGAAGAAUGAGCCCCUGUUCUGCAUUUUGGGUAGCGCACCCACCGGUGGUCCAGCUUUACUCCGGCAGGACGGUUUCCUUCACAAACCGUAGAGGAAGGGUAGCACCUAGUGGGAGUAAUCCCACAUUGCAAUUAAGAAAUGCGAAGGGCUCCGAACUAUUGCGAGCACGACCCAAGAUACAUAAUAAAGAGAAAACUGUACUUUUUUGGUCAUAAAAAGUAGAUGCAAACUAUUAUAUAGUAUAUUCAACUUCUUCGUGAGAAACUUCACAAAGCAAGAACACAUUUUAUCCCUGUUCUGAACUAAAAGUGGUUGUUAAGGUUUAUUAUUUCUUCUUUCAGUCCGUAUUGUGUGAAAUGGUGUAAUAUUGCUUAGAAAAUGCCUAAUUAGAUAUGACUGAGUUAUUUGCAUUUUUAAUACUGAAUUCAGUGAAAUAUUUAGCCUCCUGAAUAAAACCAGCAAAAGGAGUGAGUGAUCUAAACUGAACCAGAGGCUCAAAUAUGCUCAUUUAAGCUUCACAAUCUUGCUUAGAGGAUGCAGGAAAAAAGAGUAUGGUUAGUCGCACAGCAGAGUUUAUUGCCUAAGAGUUGGGAACUCUUCACAUUUUUGGGACUUGAAUGCUCUCUAAAAUGUGUGCAGUUCCAUAGGUUUGACUUUGACAGUCAAUGGAUGGCUACUAGACAAAAACCUUUCCUAUUUCUGAAUCAUUGCUCAGGGAGAAAUUAUCAGGGUCAGCGUUAUACUCAAGUGAUACCAGAUAGUUGCCAAAGACUUGAAUUGUGCAUUGUUCCACCCAAAGACAGAAUAACUCAGCUCCUUCUAAACAGAGUGCUCGCUCUCUGCAAACUGGCUCACAUACUGCAUAUAGCUGGGCAACAGAAAUACACAAAUUCAUAAUUUCCAUAUUUCAUGUGAAUUGUAAUGAAUGGUAUCUGUGAAGUUAUAUCUGAUAAUGUCUGUUCACAGAGAUUGUUUUGCCUGUGUGUUUGCAUGUACAGUUGAAUAUGUUUAGCUGGAACUGCAUGUUCUAGGAAGUCCAGUUGUGAUGAAAAUACACAUGUUCAAGCAUGAAAGGUAUUGAAGAAUCAUAGAAUAAUUCAGGUUGGAAGGGACCUCAGGAGGUCAUCAAGUGCUCAAGCACUUUCCUCCUGCCAGUGUGAUAGACAUUGUUCUGAAUAAUUUUGUGAGGGCAAUGCUCUGCAGAGCCUGGGGGAGAGGGAGGGAAGGAGGGAGGGAGGGCAGCCAUUAGCUGUGUAUUACAUGUCCUUGGCCAAUACAGAGCUACAGCGUGGCUGAGAAACAUAAUCAAGUGAGCAAUUAGUGAAGUUGAGAGCUGUAUUAAUUUCCUUCAAGCGCCUUUGCAAAAAUUGGAAGGCAAAAGGUACCCUCUCAAUGUCAUGGUGACAUGCAGGUUGUUUCUGCCUCAGUAAAGAAAAGCAUUGAAGGGGACACCUUCCACAUGCAUCUUGAGCAUCACUGAAUUUGGAGGACACAAGAAAAGAGGCUAUGCACCUUAUGCCAAAUGUGGAAGUACUCCCAGCUGCUUCUUUUCAGGUGAUAUCUAGGAAAACGUGAUUCUUGAUUUCCUGUUUCCCUGCUUUGGUUAAUUAUCAGGAAGUCACAGCACUGUCUGAUACCAACAAAAGCAGAGGACAGCGAUGUCAUUUUAUAACAUGUAGUGGUGUGGUAUUUUACAUGGGCAACAUGUGAGGUUUUUAUCCUGUGCUAAAUUGCUCAUAAACCCUAUGGAGCAGUUUUAAAUCAGGGUUCUUCUUGUGAGCCUUGGCUCUCUGAAAUUAAUCUUCUGUAUCUCUGUGAAACGUUUCAUUCACGUCUUCAAAUCUUCCCUUGGUGAUUUUCCUAUCUGUGAAUAAAUAGCAUUCUGACCUAGCUUCUACUACAGCAACGACAGAAAGACAACCAGACCUUUGCAAACAUGAGUGGAAACUACAUUGAUCUUCUCCAUUAACCAUCAACAUGGAUCAACAGCCUUACACUGUCUCCUAGAAUUCAACAGUAUAAGGAUUCAGCAAAAGAGCUUCUCCUAAUAGGAAAAAUGCAACUCUAUCUAGAUAAUUAGGAUAUCAAAACCAACCUCUACGCCCACUUCUUAUCAGCCUGCCUUCCUGUAUGGUUGGUCAGGCUUCAGAAUAGGUUUUAGUGGGGAAAAAGCACGUUUUUUGGAGGAAGCUACAAUCAAAAGAUAAGAGCAUUGGUUUGCAGAGGAGGAAGGUCAGAAUUGUCCCUAAGCCUAUUCCUCUGAGAAGCUAAUCACAAGGGUGGUAUCAUGCCUCGACAGGAACUCUAUCCAAGAGAAAAUGCUUUUUAAUGACAUUUUCAAAACUUACAGGUCUUGCUUAUACCCUUUUCUUAGAAAAAUGUGUUUUAAAAAAGGAAUUAAAAAUGUACUGAUAUAAUUGUUCUUUUCAACAAAGUGGUUCUUCAAUGGUAAAAGAGAUGAUAAUAAUUACAUUGGUGAUUUUGUGUUUCAGAUUUAUGUAUUUGCUUUAGCUGUGAUUAUUGGAGGUAUACUAUUCACUAAUCUAGCACUUUUUACCUAAGCUCGUACCCUCGAUGGCAGAACUGACCGUAUUGGUGUCAAACCCCGCUUGUUUCACAGCCCUUGUAAACUGAUAAGCAAUAUUAAACUGUCAAGGAAUCAAUGGCUUCACAGUGCUUGUACAGUGCUUCACAGUCCCCUGCUUCCUCGUGUCCCCCCAGGGUAGCAUUCCUGAAGGAUACUUUGAACACAGUAGAGGUGGUUCCAGCUUUCUGUUGGGCUCCACAGUUAAGUAUCUGUCCACCAGACUUCAUUAUCUCUUGACACAGACUGAAAUGAAAUUAAUGAAGUCUCAUUAGAGGCUCAGUGUUCACAUUCCCACCUGGAAGAUGAAAUCCAGUUUAUAUACACAUAAAGAGAGAGACCCUGUAUUGUUAGGAUACUCAAACUUGUUUCUCCUUUGGCCUCAGAGCACAGACCCUCCUACGCGGAGGGUGGAGCUCCACAAGCUCUUAGCUGCUCCAGGCAUCCUGGAAAAUACCCAUUCUGUCAGGAGCUUGCCAAAGUGCAUGUCACUGAUGGCUAUAACUAGGGUUCAUGCCAGUGGGGACAUCUGGGAGUGAAGGCUGUAAUUAGAUACUCUUAGCUCUUGCAGGCAGCAUAUCUCAGCUGUGGAACCCACGCCAGAAUGGGAUGCUGGACCUCUAUUCACCGAUACCCUCCCUGACCUGCCACGUAAACUAAAGCGUCACAGAGAAUACGUUUCUUUUCACUUACUUGGCAGGGGAAAUUAUUUGCUGCCUAACUGCCAAAAAUCUCUGCCUAGGGAGUGAAAUAGCAGAAGUCAGCCUCUGCUGGGGCCAAAGUUGAGUUUUCCAGAACAUUUCCUUCAGCCCUCAUCCUCAGCAGUGUUUCCAGAACUACUCCUACCCGUUACCCACUGCAUAAGCCAACUUGUUUUUCUGCUCGGACUGAGUCAAGCUUGAAGAAACUUGGAAUCAGCUUCAUCAGGUGUAGCUGAUGGUUCCCCAGCUUCCUGAUGUGCCAUGCUAAUGAGUUGUAACUGCCCAAAGUAAUGAAAAGCAGCUGUUUCUUACCUGUAAAGAAAAACUGAGAGUUGCUGCAGUUUGUUUGGAGGGAUUUGCCGAGGACUGACCAUACCUGUGUCACAGCCCAGAAGCAGAUUUUCCAAUUCAGCUUCCCCCCUCAAGCUUGCACUUUUUUUCUUGAAUGUCCCUGAAGCUCCAGGUCCUCUGUCAGAAACACCAGCCCUUGUGGAGAUUAUUCAGGCUCAUGACUUGUGGGACAGGAGAGAGAAGAGGGCUCACCACUUUCCAAGUGCCACGUCCAGCACUGACUGCCAGCCCCAUCGUGAUUUCAUUCCAGCAUGCGUCACACACAGUCUGACUAAAGAUCACUAUUUUCCAGCAUCAGUGUGGCAUCCGCUCCUAGGGCGUAAACUGGAGUGGACUUUUUUUAUAAAGUUAUGGGAAGUUGGCAUCCCCUGCACUGGUUUCAGGUGAGACAUGCUCCCAGCUGACCUACAAGAAUAGAGUGGAAGGAAGGAAGGAAUGAAGAAAGGAAGGAUGAAAGGAUGGACAAUUUCUCCACUAAAGAUGGGAUAUAAUACCAGGCAGUAAAUCUCACAGCACGCUGAGAGUGGCCAUAGAUCUAUCAAUAUUUUUCACUUGGAGUCAGUGAGUAAGCUCACCAUACCUCUGACUCUAUCUGCACGCAGCAUCACAUUAAAAUAUAUUGCAUUUCACCCAGUAGAUAGGAAUAGAUACUUUCCUCCCUCCCUUAGCCAUGGUUUCUUUCCCACCUUUUUCAUGAACACAUGGAGAAUAUGUGGAGGUCUGACCACAAGCCCUUUCUCCUUCUCCCAGACUCUUGAACAUUUCCGCUUUGCUGACCUAUAGUCUCAGGGAGGGCUUCAAGGUACAGGUCCUCCUGGGAUACAGGAAUGAAAGGCUAGUUUGGAUGCAUGAUGCAAAAUUGCAAACUUUGGACCAGCUGCCUUAACAGGUACUGGCUAGCAAAGAUGUCUGUACCUACAGGAAAAGACUGUGGGUACAGUUAAUCUGUGAGAGCAGUCUGAUCCUAGGAAAGAAUGAUCUGCUUGGGAUUUUUGGCUUGGCUUGGGGUUUUUCUUCUCAGCCACAGCUCAAGAGCAGUCAUCAACAUGGUCAAUUCCUAUGUUGUGUCAAACCCCCGUGUCAAGAAGUCUCUGGCACAAAGUCAACUCACAGACAACCUUCUUACUGCGUCUGAAAGAGGCAGGCAGCAUUUCUGACCAGAAAUGAUGGCACUGACAGAACAAAGUCUGGAGCGGAGGACAGAUAGCACAAGGCUCGUCUGCCCUAGUCCUUGCAUGCAUGGCCACGAAAACAGAGGGAAGGAGCUGCUGCCACCAUUGCCAAGCAGCUCCUUCUCCAGAUGUGUCAUACAGCUGGACACAGCCCCCAUGGGUAUUUUGAGCUGCUCUCAGUUGUCCAGAGGACCAGGAAGAGGCAAGCCAAAUGCUGCCAGCAAGGAAAAUGAGGGCAGACAAAAAGCCAUAUAACCCUGGCUCAGGGAGACACGCAGAGCAGCCUGUGUUAGUGCCUGCCAAGGGCCAGCACCGACCGAGUGAUCGCAAACUACACGUGGACUGUGGUAGAGGGUGUGGACCUUACUGUGCUGCCGAACUUGGUACCGAUUUAGGCUCAGCUACAGAGGCUCUCUGGGCCAGCUGGUUACUCCUGCAUCAAAUAGCUCUGUAUACAUUGACCAGCUCCUUCUAAAACACCAAAAAAUUUGAGCAGUUGCCCUUUAUUUCAUGGAGCUAACUCUAUUGCUCCUCUAGCAUCCAAAGCCACAUAAGGAGGGAUAUCUUCCAGCUACUGUAGGGAAUGAAAAAGGGGGUUUAUGUUUGGGAGGGACUAAGCUGAGAGGAGGAGAGUGAGCAUCUGCGGGCAAAGCUGGAGGAACACUUCUGCCAACUCACACAGCAUCUCCCAGUACCUGUCUCAAGUGCUUCUGCAACUGCUGACAGUUUUACCUUUUCUUUCCAAUUCUCUCCCCCAUCCCACUGGGGCAGGGGGAAGUGAGUGAGCGGCUGCGUGGUGCUUAGUUGCUGGCUGGGGUUAAACCACGAUACUCCUACACCUGCUGCUAUUAUUCAUACUGGAGGUCAUGCCAUAUAGAAAUCCUACGGCCACCUGCUACUAGUCCAGCCUAAUAGCAUGAACUUCUAUCAACCUUUCUAACCACUGCCAACCUUGUCAACAUGAGCCAUCCCAUUAGAUGGGCUGGAUUUUACCAGCACCAAAGACAAUUACAGGAAAUUUUGCCAAUGUGAUUCAUGGUUUGAAUGCAAACCACUUGACAGACCAAGUCAUUCAGAGAAGCAAGCGAAUGAUUCUGGAUACUCUUGGAGUGGGUCUUCUGGGUACCAGCACCGAGGUCUGCCACAAAGUGACACAGUACAGCAAAAUCUACAGCUCAGAUAUAUCCAGUACCAUCUGGGGCCACUUGGAUUUCCGACUGCCUCCUCUGUAUGCGGCUUUUGUGAAUGGAGUGGCUGUGCACUCAAUGGAUUUUGACGACACAUGGCAUCCAGCCACACACCCAUCCGGGGCUGUGCUCCCCGCCGUGAUUGCACUCUCAGAGGCCUUUCCUCAGAAGAAAAAAAUCUCAGGUCUCGAUCUGCUCUUAGCUUUCAAUGUGGGAAUUGAAGUGCAAGGCAGGCUGCUGCGCUUCUCCAGCGAAGCCAGGAAUAUUCCAAAAAGGUUUCACCCACCGACUGUGGUUGGUACGAUGGGGAGUGCCGCAGCUUGUGCUAAACUGCUAGCUCUUGACCAGCUGAAAUGUAAAAACGCCUUGGCUAUUGCUGCCUCCUAUGCAGGCGCCCCACUGGCUAACGCAGCAACCCAAACGAAGCCCCUCCACGUUGGCAACGCUGCCAAGCAUGGACUGGAAGCAGCUUGCUUAGCAUCACAGGGCCUUCAAGGAAACAAACAGAUCUUGGACAUGGAGUCAGGGAUAGGUGCCUUUUAUACAGAUUACAACCCACAGGCUCUGCCAACCUUGCAUUCCUAUCCCUGGCUGUUGGACCAACAAGACGUGGCCAUCAAACGCUUUCCUGCUCAUCUUGGAACACACUGGGUGGCUGAUGCAGCAUCUUCUGUUAGGAGGAAGCUUGUAGAGAGCAGUGACAACUUUCUCCCCCUUGAUAAAAUUGAGAAAGUCAUUCUCAAAGUCCCAGAAGUCAAAUAUGUGAACAGACCCAGCCCUACCUCAGAGCACGAAGCUCGACACUCCUUCCAGUUUGUCGCAUGCUCUGCUUUGCUGGAUGGCAGCGUGUCGGUCCAGUCCUUCACCAGUGAGAACAUUCACCGGCCAGCCUUGCGGGAGCUCCUCGGCAAAACGCAGCUGGAGCACCCUCCUGAUAACACACCUAGUUUUGAGAGUCUUUACUGUGAAGUGAGUGUCACACUUCGGGAUGGCAACCUGAUCAGCGACCGCUGCGAUACAUUCUACGGACACUGGAGGAAACCUCUGAAAAAGGACGACUUUGAGAAAAAGUUUCAGUCCAAUGCCUCCAGCGUCCUGCCUGCAGAAGCCACAGAAGGCAUUCUAGAGACCGUGUACAACCUAGAAAAAGUAGAGGACUGUUCUGUAUUAAGUAGAUUUUUAUCAGGACAGUCAGCUAGAGUGCUUUCAGAGAAGCUAUGCUUCCUUUGAAUGUUCCAACCGACAGCUAGAUGCUGUUCACAAAGCAAACGCAAAAUUCAGGACAAAUUCUUAUUUAGUGACUCAAGCACUUUUUAAUAGGGCUCCUGUAACACAAGAGCCAUGCUCAGUCCAAUAUUGUGGUUUUAGACCAAGUAAAUAAUUUAGCGAUUGUGUGCACAUCUCAAUCAGGCUGAACAGAAGAUCCUCUGCUGGCAAUCGACUUCAAUUAUCUUUAUACCUCUAGAGGCAGAUCACUGCUUGCGCACAACACAAAAAUUUCCCGGAUCUUCUGCCAGAAGUUGGCUGAAUGUUCUGCUUCUGCUAAAUAACUCCGUAAAGGAAAUCCAAAUUCUGGAGGAGUAUGGAAAUGCUGUGCCCAUGAGAAACAUCACUGUGAGAAGGACAGUAAAAAAACCCUUUAUAUAUUUAUUUCUGUAGAUUUAGCUCUAAAGCCUCGUUGAAGAGGCCACAUUACCUCUGAGCUUUAACGUUUGUGCUAAAAUAAACACAGCACAUACACAGAGUAGUAGCACUUGCUACUCUGCAACGUGUCAGGCUUUGCUGUAAUGAUUGGUCUGGCAUCGAUGAGGUAAAGGUUAGUGCCCCUCCUGAUCUCACCAGCUGCUGAGCAAGAGGCACAACUAAACACACCUUCCACUUUUGGCUGCUCUGUGGUAUAGGUUUGCUCCUGCUGUAUUCCCGCUCCAGUUAGAAGGUGCUCACUCAGCAAGACAUGAUUAGCACUAACUAGUGAUGACAGUUUAGAUUACUUCAGGCACUGCAAAGCAUGGGCUACAAUACACUCGUUAUGAGUGACAGAGACCUGUGAGCAUCAGAAUGCUUCUUACGCUGAGACAAUUAAGUGUCCCCAGUGACAAUCAACUUACCUUGAUAAUGAAUUCUGGGAAUUUUUAGCUCCUGCAGGAGUACAAAGCCUUGCCAGAUUGUGCUUCUAAGGUGGGCUGACGACCUUUGCUCACAUUUGCAAGAUCAAAGCACAUGUUCUAAUAUAUAUAAGAUGUACCUUCCUUAGGGCACUAAACUGUAUGCAAAAAAAUCACAAAAUAAAGCUAAUUCAUUUUACUAACUAAAAGUCAAAUUAUUUCAUUUAUUAGAGCAAAACUUGUGUGUUUUCCACAUGCAAUGUAUUCAUUUGUA
Aquila chrysaetos chrysaetos is the source of this 8454-nucleotide messenger RNA. It is a transcript of the gene ACOD1, whose product is annotated as aconitate decarboxylase 1. The coding region runs from base 5866 to 7305 and encodes 479 amino acids. Lineage: Eukaryota; Metazoa; Chordata; Aves; Accipitriformes; Accipitridae. The transcript has 10 exons. The record is from RefSeq and is a predicted model, not a curated record. Gene Ontology annotation, molecular function: lyase activity.